AGGCGACGCGCUGACGGCGGGAAGCUCUCUGCUCUCUGGGGAGGCAGCGCUCCAGAAGCGAUGCUGGCAAACCUGCGCCCUCAGUAGGCGGAGUGGAACAAAACCCGUUGCUUCCUAAGGCUGAUCUGGGUCUGGUGUAAAUUUCUCUACUGUUUCAUCCAGGUUCUUGUCCUGAAGCACUCACCAGAGUGCUCAGAGUGCUCUCGCCUUUAUGAUUUGUGCAAAUGCAGCUUACUGAGCCCAGUGCAGAAGGAAGGGGUGUAAUUCCUCAUCCUUCCUGAUGGAGGUCGGAAUACCCUCUGCUAUGGUGAUCCAUGCAACUACAGAAUCUAAAAAUGUUCACUAAACAGGAACAGCCAUCAGUGCAGAAAACGCAAGAAGUGAUGCGAAGUGAUAACCAAACCCAGAGCGCUGAGGGGAUAAUUAAAGAGCUGUGUGUAUGUAAUGGAUUGUCUUAUGAGAACAUUGAUCAAGAGGGACUGAAAACAACAGCACUGGAGAUGUUUUUCUCAGGUUACCCUAGGAUUGUAGGCAUGGAAUAUUUCCCAAAUCUAACUACUCUCACUCUUGUUGGGCAACGUAUUGAAAACAUUACAGGCCUGAAGCACUGCUUGUUGCUCAGAGAGCUGUGGAUUGCUGAGUGUUGUUUAGUGAGGAUAAAUGGUCUACAAAAAUGUGUAAAUUUAGAAAAGCUUUACCUUUACUGCAAUGAAAUUUCCAAGAUUGAAAAUCUGGAAGCCCUAACAAAGCUGAAUGUACUUUGGUUGAAUAAUAACCAGAUCAAAAAUAUAGAGGGCUUACAUACUCUGCAGAAUUUGCAAGAGGUCAACUUUGCUGGAAACUUAAUAACAAAAAUAGGAAGUGGCUUGGACUUCAAUACAAAAAUUGAUAAAAUAAACCUCUCUGAUAACAAAUUAUCUUCCUUCAAGGAACUCACUAAUUUGUCAAGACUACCUAAUUUAAAAGAUUUGGCCCUAAAUGAUCCUCUGUAUGGACCCAACCCCGUUUGCCUUCUUUCUAAUUAUGCCAUCCAUGUGCUGUAUCACAUACCACGGCUUCAAAGGUUGGAUACAGAUGAUGUUUCUCAAAAGCAUAUCAAGAUUCUGGCAGAGACUACAAUUAUGAAAAAAAUAACAUACUAUCACAUGCAUGUGAAAAGUGUUCAGAGACAGCUCCACGACAAGCUUGAGGAGCUAAAAGAAAAGAAAAGCAGGCUGCAGAGUUUGCCAGAAAAUAAGAUAAAGUUGUUCAUCUGCAACAUAAAGCAACUGGAAUGUGAACUGGAAAAAAUGGAAAUGUUGGAUAAAACAACAAGUAAUGAAUCCCAAAGGAGAAGGAGUCUGGCAACUGAAAAUGCAGUUCAUGAUAAUGAAGAUGCAGAAAAGGCAUGCCUUAAAAAGGCAUUUGUACAAAAAAUAAAUGCCAUGAAGGAAAGAAUAACAUUCUGGAACAGAAAACUGGAUGAAAUUGAAAAAGAUUACCAAAUGGAAAUGGAGAAGAAGAAGAAGAGUUUUAACUUGUUAGUCCAAUUCUUGUUGUUGGAACUGGAAACAGUGGGAAACAUUCACUUUGAAGAAGGUUUAUCAAAUAAUCCCUGGUUUAUUUCCUGUUGUGAUCUAAUUCAAUCACGAUUUUGUAGCAGGGAUUUCAGAGCGUAUGAUAUCAUUGGAGUGAAAAUAAACCGCGCAUUUAGAGUGCACAAUCAAAUACUAAGGCUGAAAUUUGAAGAGAAGCUCCAAAUGUUUCUGGGAAAAGAAACCUUCAGUGAAGCAGAAAACUACAAAGAGAAGAUGGAGUAUCUCUUUUAUGUAUUUAAUCCUGAGUUGUCAGUUAAGGAAAAGCAGAUGCUUCAGAUACUGGAGGAUGGCUUUCAUGACAUGGAAACGCAUGCGCAGCCUGGGAGAAAUGAAGCUGUUCUUCUCUGUAACAGCCUGAACAUAUGUGAAUGUCCCAGAAUAGAGUUUCUGAAACAGCAAGCCAAGGUUGAAGGCAAAAACAGGAGUGAUCCUGAGGAGUCAUUCAGGCAUGGGACAGUGAUAAUUGCAAAAGUUUUCCUUGGCCGCAGUGCUCCAGUUUGUCCAAUGAAUCCCAUCUGUCAAGUGAAUUACCCAGAAGCUAAUUCGGUAUUCAGGCCACGGAAAUGCCUAGAAAGGGAUGCAUCUCCUUCAUAUAAUGAAAUGUGGGCUUCUUUGGAACAGAGAAAUUGUGACAGCAACGGAUGGCACUGUGAGUGGAUUGUAUUUGACCAUGACCUGGUCCUGCCAGAAUACAUCGCUGAGCUGGAGUACAUUACACUGGUCAAAGACAAGUCUCUGUUUUCGACAUGCAAUAUAAUUAUGGAAGAGAGAAAGAGAAGCACAGAAGGUUUUAUCCUGUCUCAUGAUUUGCAAUGUGAUGAUGAAGUUUUGAACAUGAAACCAACAGUAGAAGUGAGGCCUAAGAUUACCUGUUUAGAUGAAAUAAAAAUACUUUCAGUAGCUAAGGCCAAUAUCUGCAGUCAGCUACAGGUCUUGAAUUUGCAUGGAAACAGACUGAACAAGCUGCAGAACAUCUCUAGAUUUAAAACACUUCGAAAGCUUAUCAUCAGCUUUAAUGACUUCACUUCUUUAAAUGAUAUUUAUGACUUGCCCAACCUGGAGUAUUUUGAUGCAAGCCAUAACCAUGUGAUCACUCUUGAGGGCAUUAGAGCCUUAAACAAACUGCAGUUCUUUGACCUGAGCUGGAAUCAGCUGAAGAAGUCCAAGGAGGUUAUAAACAUCUUACGUAAACAUACUCCCAAUUUACAAAGCCUGGACAUCAGACACAACCCAUGGUAUAAGCCCACCUCCAUACGGCUAAGUGUCAUUGGCCAACUAAAGGCUCUCACGCACCUAGAUGGAGUCCUGAUUACUGAUGAAGAAGCUGCAGAAGCAUUACAGUAUACUGCAGGAUCAAAGAUAACCCAAGCAUCACUGUUGGAAUAUUCUAGGACUGAUGAAGAAAAGCCCCCCAUUCUCAGUGUAUUUUCUUGUGCUACAAUUCUGUCUCAAAUCAGCAAGAACAGGGUGGAUUUACAGCAACAUCAUAACUGGUAUUCAAUGAUCACUGUCUUAAAUCUGGAUGACCAACAUCUCUUCAAAAUUUCCAACUUGGAGAAACUGGAGCACUUAAGAUGGGCAUCAUUUAGCAACAACAAUCUUACACAAGUAGAAGGACUGGAGUCUUGUCUUAACCUCGAAGAACUCACUUUAGAUGAAAACUGCAUUUCAACACUUGAUGGAAUUUCAAAGCUCACCAAACUUACAAGACUCAGUGUAAAUAAUAACCAUCUUACCAGCCUCAAAAGACAUGUGUUUGAGAAUCUGUCUCAACUUCAUUACAUUUCUGUUGAGAACAACAGGAUCACGUCUUUAGUUGGUUUAAAGAAAACAUACUCCCUAAUAGAAUUAUACAUAAGUAAUAACUGUAUUUCUACGAGCCAAGAGAUACAUCAUUUAAAGGGUUUAACUAAUCUGAUAAUUCUGGACAUGAGUGGAAAUAGAAUAGUCUGGAAACAAGAUAACUACAGACUAUUUGUAUUAUUCCAUCUUCCUUCUCUCAAAGCUUUAGAUGGCACCUCAGUAGAACCUGCAGAAGGAGAAUGUGCAAAAGAUUUGUUUGGAGGCAAACUCACCUCUGACAUGAUUGCAGAUAGGCUGGGACAUUCAGACUUCACAGAAAUGCAAGAAUUAAAUUGGGCAAACUCUAACAUAAGAUCUGUAGAGCUGGUGCCAGCAGGUCAGUUUAGAAGCGUCAACAGCGUGAAUUUACAGAACAACAAUCUCACGUCUUUCAGUGGAUUAAUCUUCCUUCCUAAUGUCAAGGUAUUAUGUCUGAAUUACAAUCACAUUGAAUCAAUACUGCCUGGACAAAAAUCUGCAAAUGAUGUAACAAAUAGGCAGCAACUGCACCGCAAGGUGAUCUCCAGUGGCUAUGGACAAGAAGAAUAUACCAAAGGAAGAAGGGAUGAAGGGUUUGAAGAAAAUCUGCCUCCAAUAAUGCAGAGUUUGGAAGUUCUUCAUUUGGGCCAUAACGGAAUUACUGACAUGGCCUCCCUACAGCUUAGCAGGCUAAAAAAACUGAAGUUUCUAUUUUUGCAGGGAAAUUUCAUCAGCCAAAUUGAAGGACUUGAAGGUCUCCAGUUUCUGCAGGAGUUGGUGCUGGACCACAACCGCAUCAAAAGGAUUUCACAAGGCUCUCUUGCUGGACAGAGUGGUCUUCAGACUCUUCAUCUAGAGAAAAACCACAUACGAGAACUGAAUGGUUUGAAACCCUUGGUAAAAUUACAGAAACUCUUUCUUCAGUUCAACAGAAUUCAGGAAUUAUCUGAACUAGAAAAACUUCAAGUUAUUCCUAGUCUCAAGGUGCUCUCACUGCGCGGAAAUCCAGUUUAUCUCAAGAAGAACUACCGUUCAUUGCUUGUCAUCCAGCUGCCAGCACUACAAGUGUUAGAUGGAACCGCAGUAAAUGCAGAAGAGAGGGAUUUCCAAGUUGCAAACUCCACAAAGGACUCUGGAUUUCCUGCACUGCCAGACAAUUUUACAAGACACACUCCCCUCAGGAUAUCAACAGUGGAUCUGAAUGAAAGCAUUAACCAUUUAUUUGAUAUUACAUAUGGUCAUAAAGUUGAAGAGCCUCUACUGAAUAAGUCGAAUAAAAGUAUGCCUAGGAAUCCAGCAAUUACAACACACAGUCUUCGAAGCAGCCAUGUAGGAAAAGCUCUCAGGCAAGCCAAAGGUACUACAACUAAUCUCAAAAGCAGUUUGGUGCCUCACAGUGUUACUUCUCAGACCAACCAACUGCAUAAGAACAACAGAGAAAAUGCAGGCAGGUGAAAACUCUUACCAACUCUAAACACAGUAUAUCUUUCUUUCUUUUCCUGAGAGGGGAUUAGGACCAAAGUACCUCUCUUCCUCCUUCAUUUGACUGAUGUGCAGGAAAACAAUACUUUUUUCUACAAAUGCUGCCAAGUUUUCUUUCUCUGAUUCCAGAUCCACCAAAAAUGUGUUUGAUCUCUUUCUUCUGGUAAAACUUGCAAUGCAUGUAUGAAAACAUCCUAGGAAACAAUUAAAAAUUUUGCAGUUAAAGCAAUGACUAUUGAAUGGAGCCAGCUGUUUGAUAAAAAUAACUUGUAUCUAUCAAAUCCCUGCUUAAUCCUGUUCUGUCAGGAGCUCAAAACUUCAUUUUCUUUUGUAUUUCUGUUGCUCAGUUUUGUUGAGUAAUUGAGAAUAUUAAGUAUGGAAGCAGAAGUGCAAGAGUGAAGCUGUUACUGUGGUUAAUUAUGUCUAAUCAUUGUUAUGUAGACAGCAGUAUCUUGCUAUUACUUGCUGCCAGCUGAUGAAAUGAGACAGGUAAGUUACACCAGCAUUUCUUAGUAUAUCAAACAUUUACCCACUAUAGGAAAGUGGACAGCUCUGGCACUAAGACAUUUCUAUCUUGACGAUUAAUAUUUGCUGCCUAAAGAGAUCCCAUCAAAGUCAGCUGUGUAAAUGAGUGAGGUGACUCCAUGUAUGCGAGCUGUUUGUUGGCUUUUUUUUUUUUGCAAGAUUAGUCUCAAAUGAGCAUUUUUCUUAGGCAUACUUAAUAUAUUUUUAUACUAAAAACUAUGAUUCAAGCCCUGUUUCUUCUAGCUAGGAAAAAAAAAAUCAUUAGCUAUAUUUUGCCGUUGAGAAAGAGGGAGCUAAUUAAGGGCUACUUCCCAGAGAUGUUUCUCACACAAUCAUCUUCAAUUGGUUUUUGGAUGGACACAGACACAGUAGGAGUAGUUUCCAAAGGAAAACGUAUUUCCGGUGAGCAAUACGACCAAACCUCCAGAGGGAAACACUUAAAAUAAACUCGAUUUAAUCAGGUAGUGCUGUGCUGACUCAGAUGUUACAGAUGAGAAAGCAGGUCAGAGGAAAUGAUAUUACUCACAAUGGCUGUUCGCAAAAUUCCCCCUAGCCUCAUUUGAAGCUGGCCUCUCCAUAUAACUGUAAUCCACAUUAAAUGUGUACUACCUGGGAUCCUUCUGCAGGCACUUCUCUUUGCACUUCUCAGAUAGGGUACAUGAAAUGCUGUAGCAAAUACCCUCUCUCAGUUGCUGUGUUUCCAUUUCCUCACAUGCCACACGUUCCUCGCUCCAUUCCUUUUUCACUCAGCAUGUUGUAACAUUGCAGAACUAUGCAGAGUCUGAGUGGUUCCAAUUUAAUCUUUACUUCUUAUGAAAUCCAGCGUGCUAAAAUGAGAAGAACACAGCAAAGGCACCCAGACAUAAUAAAUGUUUGCCUCUGAUUAAGCAACACUAGUUGUGUCAUCUCAGAUUAGAUGGAAUGCUGCUUUAGAACAGGUCAGGCCUUUUUCCACCUGUUUCACCUUUUCCCUCAUGGCACCUCUUUAGGCAGAGUUAAAUCUAUUCAGGUAUCGUAACAGAACUUUUUAGCUUGCUGUGGUUCGAUUUCCUUGAAAUAUUAAUCUUCCCUGAAUUUCUUAACGUUAUAAUGCAUAGCUAGAGGAUAUCUGUAGCUUCUCUUAGCAUUUCACAUAGCAAAGUUACUGACGUUUGCUUAAUUUCUAUUUUAAUUUUAUUUUUUUAAUAUUGAUAAAUCUUGCAUACAACCCUCAAUUAAAAACAGGAAUAAUGCCACGCAAUACUUUUCAUUAGUUCUGUUACACAACAUCUAUCUGCAGUCAGUAUUUAUUAAUUUUUCUAACGUCAGGGAAGACUCACUGAUGCAUCAAAGCAGGAAGAUUACAGUAAUUAUUUAAGCUAUAUUUAUAGUUGCUUUCUUCACCAGAAAAAGUGCAAAGGUAUGAUGAACUCACGCUUCUCUUCCUUAAUCUGUAGUCAAACAGUUCAUUUGUACAAUAAUGUGAGUUCAGCUUUGACUGUAUAUCCACAUAAGGAGGAAGGUCCUCAUUUCCCUCAUAAAAAAAAAGAAGUUUUAAGGUUCCUUCAGCUCUUUUUACAAAGUUCUUUCAAAUUCAGCCCUGUGCUCCAUCAAGAUUCCAGGUACCUUGCAGACAUGAGAUCUUUUGUAUAGCUGAUGUUCCCAUAGGAAUGUCAUGUUAGUGAGCCACUGCGCUGUGGAAUUGCUUCAUGAGCAUCUUCCCAUUCUUUUAGAGAGCUGGUUGUAAAAGUUAAGGGAAAGCAGGUACGAAACAAGGCGCCUGAAUUCCUGAUUAACGUGCAAGACAACUUUGUUUUACCAUUGCAGUCCCCACUGUAGUUCCCUGCUUACUGCAGGACAUCUGACUUGUGGAGCUUUCUGAACAGUAAAAUCUCCCAGACUUCUUUGUGUUGACUUUUAAAUAUUGUAGUUUUAUAUUUUGAUAGAAGGCAAAUUCCACCAAGGAGAGAUUAUCAGAAAAGAUCGUUUGGACACAAAGGAAAACACCUGCGUUUUAAAACUACUGCUCUUUGUCCUUUGAUGGCACAAAACAGGAGGCGGCCACUCCAUCAGCUACUUGUAGAUGAGAGUGAUAAGAAGACAAUACGCUGUUAUCUCGUGGGCUCUUUCAGUUCCCCAGUAUUAGGUCAGUACUGUUCUUACAUCGCCACAACUGGAACAGGGUUAAAAGCUUUCUCCAUAUCCACAGAAAUCAACUAGAUUUAAAAAUACUUGUACAGUAAAGGGAGGUACUGAAGUACACAGCACGAUCUUGGAUCUGUACUUACAGAUUGGUCUCUGAGUUACUUCAGCCAAGUUCUGGUUAUGCAUAAGAAACCUGUUCUCGUGGGAGUGCAUGACAGGACUGAGUAUCAUGUUAAUAUACAAACUAUGGGCUUUUUUUGCUUGUUUGGGGUUUUCUUAAGCCUCCAUGGUUUUGAAUUGCUCCUUCUUUUAAAGGAAAUUAAUCAAAAGCCUCUCCCAGCUAAAGUGGCCAUAGAAGUCAACAGUAACCAUGAAAAUGUGAGAAGUUAGAGGACAUUUUUUCUUCAGUAUUAUUACACAGACUUGAGUGGUGCUAUAGUAGUGGCAUUUUGUAUUUCCAUUUUAAGGCUGGGAUUGUGAAUGUAUAAUGAAUGACAUGAAAUGGCAAUUAAGUAAUGAAAUCAUUUCAUUCAGUGAAGCAAACAAUUAAACACAUGUAGAAUAUCUGGAUCCUGUGGGACUCAGAGAUCCCUUUGUCUUGCUCUGUUAUAACUCACCCCAGUAUAAAUCAGGAUUCAGAUUUGACGGAGCAGUCAGUGUUAAUUAUGCUUACAGGUACACGGCAGGCGGCAGUGUGAAGGCUGAUAACAGACUGCAGACGUUCAGGUUGCGGUUGGGUCCCCUGUCUGGCUGCUGCUUUCUUUGUCUCGUGUGUAGUUUGCAGGACAGCCACAAGGUGUCUUUGUUGUACCGUUGAUUUUCUAGACCAGGGCUACUAACAUAUGCCUCCAGCACUCAGCGUAACAGAGACUCACUUCGUUUGGAUUAUGCACCUGAAUAAGCCAAAGCUGUAGGUCUUAUCCUUGCAUUUUACAAGGCAAGAAUAAAUUAUUUGUGGUGUUGCAGGACUCAGCAGGGGCCUGGGAGGGCAGCACAGCCACCGAGUCAGAUACUUCUUGUUUUCUGCUUAAUUUGGAGCUCUCACUUCUUGGGAAAUGGAUCUGAGAGCGACUGGUUUAUUUGUUGUGCAAACAAUUUGCAUCACCUUGCAUCUAAAAGUCACUGCCUGAGAGCUAGAGGAAAGGAACAGUAGUGCUGUCAGGGAAAAGAAUUCAUACCCAGAAGAGUUCAUCCCAUAAGGUGAGCCAGCAGGAGAGAGGAGCACAUGUGCAGCUAAUGGAGAUGGAGGAACAACACAGAACAGAAGGUGGUCUCCCACGAGUGAGCUGAUUGUAAAAGUACUGCGCUAAGGAAAACGAAGCAUAGGUGCUCAUGUAGAUGUGGUGGUACUCAUAGCCUUGUGUUACUGAUCUCUGUACAAGAUCCAUCUCAGCCUCACGUAGGUAACAAAUUUUAAGGCAAGACCUAACAGUUGCCUUAAGUGAGAGAAGAGGGGAGGAAAAGGGUGAGAAAGAACUCUUCUCACUCUCUUCAGAGACCGUUCAGUGCAGCUUUUUGCUCUUGUGUGCUCCGUGUAAAUUCAAACCAUACAGAAAACCGUCUGGUUAAGCCCGUACAGAAGUAUCCUUUGGCACGCCACCUGCAUCCAAGAUGGAGAGCGUUGUUCUGGCAUCCUGUUAGGGGUGAACAGCUCUCCUUUCUGUAGGCUGUAGAAGCACAAUGUGGUGAACAUCAAAUCAGAAAUACGUAUGUAUUCCCUCCAGCUUUACUUUGUUUUCAGUGUCUGAACUUAUCUAUGUCCAUAUUAUCCUUUUAAAUUUCAUUGUCUUUCAGGGAUUUAAAAUUUCACUUAUGUCUUUUGCCAGAGCAUUUUUAAGUGCAGCAUUUUCUAAUGGAAGCAUAAUUCUGGUUUGGGGGCUAACUGCUCUCCAUUUAAAAACACUUUCAGGAUCUCCUGGUUUAGCAAUAUAUGUAUAUAUCCUUUUUGAGUAACCGUACAUUCAGAGAUGCAGAAGCACCAUAACUGUAGAGGGCACUCAUGCUACAAAACUUUUAGAAGAGAUGUCUCUGCCUGGGAGAAAUACAGGUUGGAGCAGUGAGAAAUGUUUUAACGUUUAUACUUUGUCUCCCAAAAUUGUAACAUUUGAUGAUGUUUUGUUUGCAUGCAAAGACGACUAGUAAUGGCGUAGGGUGGCAAAGGGGAUGCAGCAGGAGAUAAGAGCCUUGAGACUGCAGUCCAAUAUCUGUGCAUCUAUAGCUUUAAGCCUUAUUAUCUCUGGUUUUCUCUGGUGUAAAACUCACGGUUAUUGUGAGGUUCUCUCAGUGAUGUUGGAGUACACAGGAUGAUGGAGGCCCUUCUCGCCCCCACUGAUCCGUUAUGUUCCUAACAAGCAGCUCCACCACAGCCUUUGCUGCGAGAGACAUUAGUGGGCUAUCACCAUGCUCACCAGGGCAGAUCCAGAUGUAAGUGGUCACACAGCCCACAGACAGUUCAGCAGGAAGGCUAUAAUUAGGUUGCUGAUAAGAAAAGGGAUAAACCUUCCAAGUAAAAUCCCAGACGAGGAUUUAAAGGCUCUCAGUAGUGACACAUUCAGUGCUAUGGAUGGAUGUGCCCAGGAUUGUCAGCAUUUACUUGUCAGUCUCUUCUGUGGGAGGAAUCCUGUACAGAAGGAAGCAAGCCCUCCUGGAGCAUCUCUGAUGAGCCUCAUUCAGCACGCUUCCUUCCAGUGGUGGGAACAGGUUGCUUCUGCAAGCACCUUUAGUCAGUUUGGCCCAACAAACUGUAGUGGUGCUGCAGCAGAGCAGUUUUGAUCCUAUGCAUGCACUGAAAUCGAUGGGAAGUGUUUUGCUGAUAAAAAGAUGCAGGAGUGGCCCUUAGUCCUUUUCUGACCCUUAAGUCUAAAGAACAGUGAAGACUUCCACAGAAACACCAUUUGCACCCAGGCUAGUUGCAAACAUUGCCUGUAAAAUACAAAAUGAAAGCUUAGAGCCUGAAGAACACCGAUCUGCUGCAGAGGCCUCACUUCUGCAUCAGUCCCCUGGGCAGUGCUGCAAUUGCAAGAACCUUUGUCUAUUGCCUUCUUAUUUAAUUUUGUAUAAAGUUCACCAAAAAAAGCAAACAAAACUUUGAAUCUCCCAUCUGUACGUGAACGCAGACAGUAAUGCUACUGCACCCUUUCAAUAGCUUUUGUCUGCAAAGUGUCAUACUUUUCAUUUGCCAUUUAAUUCUUCUAAAUGGAUGUUGCUCUUCUUCCCAUUAUGGAUCUCCAUUGCUUCUAUGAAACAUUAUUUGCAUAAAAGGAACUAAAUAAUUGAUAGAGGACGUGAGCAAAAGCUAGCACACAUCUUGGUAGGGGUUUGCUGGUAAUCCCAGCGAGUCUAACACAUAGCUCAUAGCUUGUUUAAUGGGAUGGAAGCUGACAGGGUUUUCUUGUACCUCUGCUACAGAACUCAUAGCUUCUGAAUGACCUCCUUGUACUUAGCUACUUUUCUUGUUGAUCUCGCUGCUCUUUUCCUCCAUUAGCAGGAGAAUUCUUCAAGGAAGUGAUACAGUAUGCUACAACUUGUGUUCACUUACACCAUAAAAUACUGCUGCAUCUGAGAUCUAGUGGGUUUAUUCUGUUGCUUUUAGAAAAUAAAAUAAAAAGAAAGAAAAAUUGUAAAUGGAUCAUACUAUUCAGGGCAAAGUCUGCAAGCAGCUUUCAUUUACAAGUUUCUUUGAUCUUGAAUUCAAUCCUGAGUUUGACCUUGGGGUUAGUGGGUUUUCCCACGUUAAGACUUCUGUUGGUAAAAACCUAUUAAAGCUGUAAGAUAAAAUAUAUGCCAAACAUCUUCUGCAUUUGAGGUGUCUCUGGUUAGUGAGAUGACUGUCAGAGUGAAUAUGUUUCUGAAAGGAGACUGAGCCAUGGAAGCAAUAGAUGUUGAAAAUAAAGCGUGUCAGUUGCCUGAAAGAAAUGAUCUAAGACUGCAUUAAAAUUGAAUAAUUAUUCUUUUACGUCUUUAUAAAUGUCUAAAGUGUACAUUCUCUAAUGAUAAGCAGCAGUAUUAGGAGAGUCUGGAAACAGCUGGGCUGUUUUGCUUGCUGAGGGAGCCAUCUCAGCUGCCCUGACAAGCAAGCUGCCAUUUUCAAUGUGAUCACUUCUGAUUCUGAAGCGGUUGUUUUGCUCUUAACUUUGUGCAAAUCCCUCUUGGUAUUUCUCUCUUCAAAGUAAGAUGUAUUUCCAUCUGUCCAUAGAAGUUUCCCUGACAAUUCCACAUGCUUUUUGGAAUGUCUUAUUCCUGUUGUGUGAUGUGUGAAAUGAGGCUGCUUUGUUUAUUAAGUGCACAUGACAUAAUGUAAAACAUACUUAAUAUCUUCAACCACUGCACAGAUGUUUUUGUGCCGAAAGGAGACUCCAAGUUUUGCUGAUCUAAUCAACCUUUUGUUCUCUCCCAUUUGGAAAGCCAUUUCUGAAGAACUCCGACUGCUGAUAAACAUGUUAUUACGAGACUCAAAAGGUAUUCUUAGAAAUCAACAGUUUUCAGCCUUCUCCAAAGAGGAGUAUUUGAAAAUAAAAAUUAUUCUGUAAGAAUGAAUUCUGCCACUCAUUGGAACUGUGCUUUAGGAUUUUGGGAAAAGGCUUUCUGUGACAAAAACCCACUGCAGAGCAUAUUUUGUUCAUGUCUCGAGAUUUUAUUCCUCAACGAGUUUUACAUGUGCCAUCUCCGUUCCCAUAAAAUUAAGUAGCAAACAAAUAUAUAUCCGUAGCAUUUUUAAAUUUCAGUUCUUAUUCCUUUCCAUCAAUUUGGCUGAAAACAGGUAUUUGCAAACACUGGUAGCCUAAUUUCUUAUGGCCUUUCAUUUUUUAUGAAGUGUUUUCAAAAGACUUCAAUCAACCUUAAUGGUGCGUUUUUAGUUAAGGAAACAGAAUGGAGAGAAGUCAAUUUAAGCUCCCCAAUGAACAAGUGUGUACAGAAAAAAAAGGCAUAAAUGGGUUUAGAAAACAGAGCCAGUACAAGCAAAAUGCAGCGAGCGGAGCGCUCGGGGAAGCCAAGAUAUAAUGGAAAGAGUAAAAUACUGCAGAGCUUUUUAAACUAUAUACAAUUGGAACAAUGGACUGGACCCAGACAUCUAUGUUAAACUGAUAGAAGAUAGGUGAAAAGCAAGCUGCAAUUCUGUAACCGGGGCCAGAGAAUAACUAGAAUGGAAGGGCUUAAAGCCGAAGCAAAUGAACGUGGGGUAGUUUAGCUUGACAGAAAUCAAGUCAAAAUUGGUAUAUUUCGCUGUUUAAUUUACCAUGUGAAGAACCAUCUCCUGGCUUUCUGUAUUAAAGGACUAUUAGUACCAGCCGCCUUAAUGAAGCCCCUUCUAUGCCGCCUGUGAAAUAAUAAUAUCUUGUUUUUUGCACAUCUAUUUUUGCCAAAAUACCUUAAAAGCAUCGGCUAAUUAAGUAACGCAGCCACUGUGAGAAUAGGCCAUAAAGCUACAAAAUGUAUACUAAAGAAAUACACCUGGGAGACUAUUACACGGUGAUUGUUUAAUUGCCUCCCAUUAUUUAAACACGGCAUUAAUAAUACACACAAUACGUUGUUCCAAAGCAUCACAACCUUGCUGGUAAAAGGGUAAGUACAUCAAUAAUAAAAAUCCAAAGACUAAAAUAAUCCAAUCCUGCUAAACCAGAGCUCUCAGUUGUCUGGGCCCAACCACCUCUUUGAAACACACUGCUAUACAGUGCACCAGCAAUGAUCGUCACUUGCACCGUAGCGUAUCGGUUAUACUUUGCUUUUAUGCGUGCUUACAGUCGAGUGCAAUUGUUUUUAAUGCCUGCCCUACAAUAUGAUUCAAUCCAUUUGGGUGGCUUAAUGCAAAGAUUUCGUAAUGUACACAGCGAGGAGUAGCACUAAGGCAAUGAACAUAGUACUCAUUAUUCUUUUAACGGGAAUGUCAACAAGAAGAGGAAUUAGAGAGGAAAUCGCUGUAACUCCAAAAGAACAUCUGACUAACCACUACAGAUGACAUGUUUUUUCCCUUUUGAUCCUCUUCACAAUCCAUAAAGGAGGAUUUUUCCAAAACAAUUAAUUUGGUUGCCAAACCCUUCUUAAUUCUAAGGAGAUUUAAAACUCAUCUACUUGGAGUCUGUCUCAUAGAGCUAGACCCACAACCGGAUUACAAGCUAUUCCAUCAUAUGGCUGUUGUUAGCCCAGUUGCUGCUAUGUGGUACAUAAUUGGACCAUUAAAAGAAAAAAAAGAAAAGAAAGAAAGAAAGAAAGAGAGAGAGAGAGAGAGAAAGAAAUAAAAAGAAAGAAAGCAAAAAAAAGGAGGAGAAAAAGCCGUAUGACCCCCUCGAUCUUCUUUACUAAGCCCACUGGCACUUCCAGCAUUUUAUUAUUUGUGUUACUUUCUCCACAAAAUAAAAGCCCAGCAGCCUGAGAGAAAAAGGAUUUCCUACAGCUUCUUCCAAGUAACCCUGAUAUACAACCCACAGGACAAACAUUAAUGCUCUGAAAUAAACCAAUCAACAGACAGCAUUGUGCACUUCAAUCCCGCAGCAAAACUGAGGUUUAAGUUAGAAAAAUGCCUCUUCUUUGUGUCUAGUGUUGGAGAGCAUCUGGCAAAUUUCCACUUAGCAGGAAUCCUGGUUUGCAGCACAACCUAGAGCCAGUGUUAAUUCUUUUAAUUAUUGCAAGUGUGUUUUGUUUUGUUUCUUCAGAGAGAAUCAGUGACCUUAAACAAGCCAAGGAAGACUUAAACCCAGAUUCACCCCUUUGUAAAAUCACUGGCUUAGAGCUGGGGUCAUGGUCAUGUUUUGUUUCUCUCUGCUGUGGUGCACAAUGCUCGGCUCUUGAUCUUUGCAAGCCAAGAUGAGACCAACAGUUAGAUAAUGUCUGCACUGACAGCCACAGUCUCAGACCUGUGAUGUUCCAAAUUAGGCACACCUCGUGAGUGCAACAAAGCCACCAUCUAGGCACUGUGCAUGUUACCUUUAUGUGGGGAUGGCAGAAGAUGGAAGGAAUGUACUAAAGUCUUGUCCUAAAACGGCACCAGAAGCAUUUGGUGCAGGUAGUUUAGAGGUGCUGUUGGAGUACUCCGAUGAGGGUUUCACCUUGAAGUGUAAACCCACUGUUUGGCUGGCAACCUCAUACCCUUUAUAUUCUUUCAAUGUAAUCAUUUUAUUUAAUGCACUGUAGGCAUAUAAUUGGUAUUAAGCUUGUAAGCAUAAUCUGUGGAAGCCCGUAAAGUGCAGCUGCAUGCCCAUCUCAGCACCAAAUUAACAAGUACCAGCAGUCUCUGGGAGAAGAACAAGUGCACUAACAAAAACACAUUUUUUCUCUAUGAACUUUUGAUAAGUAAAUAAAUCUGUAACUUGCUAGUAUUUAUUAAUGGUUAUGGCUUGACAUGCAGAUUAGGCUGACUGUUAAAAGAGAGAACAUCGUGGCUAGGAUAAAGUAUCCACCUGAGAAGACACUAUUGAUUUUGCAAAUAGAAGGGAUGAAAUAUUGUAAGACAAAGGGAUGCUUCUGCAUGUGAGGACCAACCAUUUAAACUCCCUGCCCCAUUUCUAUAUGAGGUUGAGUGACUUAAUUUUACUCUCUAAAUUUCAGCAUACCAGGAAAGAAACUGCUUAAAGCUAAAUAUUUAAAUUCAGAGAAUCUGUCUUCAAAUAUUUUCUUCAGAAACAAACUACGUUUGCACCAUAUUUUCACCUCUGAGUUUCAGUUUUCCAGCUUGCAAUAAGACAGAUGUCCAAAUGUAUGCUGUAAACAUUACCCUCAUGCCAGGAAAGGAGCUGUUUCACAGUGCCCCUACUCGACUAUGAUCCUCUUUGGAGAAAAAAACUCAAGUGUGAGUUUCUGAUUAAUUCCAACUUCUGAAUCCGUGGUGAGAUUUGUUCUCCCCAGCCCUACGGAGAAGCUUUGGCGCUGCUGCUGCUGCUCUCUUUGCUAUGUACAGGAUCUUUUUUGCACUAACACAGAAAAGCAAAGGGGAAAUCCAUUACCGUUCUUCAUUCUCACUCUCUCCAGGGCUCAGAGGGAAUGCCCACUCUUCAUUUCCUUCUUUUCAUACAGCUCAAGCCAACUCUAACAACAUUAGUUAACAAUACCCCUUCCUUCUGCUUGGUACGUUACAUCAUCUAGAACCAAACAAACUGCAGCAUUUCUGAAAACAGAAAUUGUUUUUAAAAAAUUCAGGCUGGCCAGCUGUUUGGUGUCUCCCAGCUGGGAGCGCUGCCUUCAGAAUCCACACUGGAUGCUCCUGCACGGUCUCUGCGUUGCUCACCAAUCUGCCCAUCUGUCUGCAUGGCAUGUUGCCAACACUUAAGUUGGCCCGAUCCUUAUCCUGGGUACAAAGCAGCGUGGACAGUCUUAGCAACUGCAAGUGUCUGCUACAAGUCCCUCUACCGUGACAGCAUCGCUUCUCUUGCUAGAGACACCUCGGGUCAGUGAUUUGCUACUGAUGGUCUUCAGCUUUUGGAAAAUGACAGAGAGUCAUUGGCAGAACUACAGUUACUGGUGAAUAUAAAAUAAUAAACACUGCAGUUUCUUAUAUAUAUCAUCUUUAAGUGCAUCAGUGUAUUCCUUAGAUUAGUAGUUAGGCAUCUGCAGUACUUGAAAAUGUAAGAAAAGUUUUAUUGUUGUAUAAUAUACAGAUUAAGUCACAAAACUCCCACUGAUUUUAUUGAAAGCAGCAUUUGCCAUUAAGUAUAUUUUUCCUAAAGCUGUUUUAAAGCAACAGUUUAGGACUCAACUUUGCCAUCAUUAGCUGAAUGCUCCAAGGAAGUCCCACUGAAAUGGAAGAAGUUUCUGCUAGGAAGUGCAUCGUGAGUCUUGGAACCAGGAUAUGCUUUUGGGAGCAGGACACGUGGCUUUCAGAAUUUCUCUUUUCCAUAGUUCCAUGUGUGACUGAUGAUUGAGAUGGACUUGAUUUCUGACACUCCGCUGUGUUGCUGGGUUUGUUAGAAUUUACAAGUGACUUCCUUCCCAAACCUGUCUUAGACUGAGGUAGCUUACCCAUGGCACGGAGGGACGCGAGCACCAGCUCAUCACUGCAACCACAAUUGCUCUCUUAUUCAAUUGUUAUAUAGAGAAAAGUAAAAGUUACAUCUUUCAUCAGAAAAUAGUUGAUUUAGGUUCUUGUUUUCUUGUUUUAUAAGACUACCUGCUGUAUGCAGUUGAUUGUAUCUGAGUGAAGAAAUCUUAUAAUUAACAUUUUUUAAAUUGACUAUUUCUUUUAUUUGGCAUUAACUAUCAUUUUAAUUAAAAUUUAAUUUUAGAGCCUUUUCCAUUAGGAAAAAAACAACUUUAAAAAAUAUACAUAUUAAUGAUACUUGUACUCUGCUGUUGUUGAAGUCUCUGAAUCCAAAAGACUGAGCAGCUGAGGAACUGGGGCUGCUCAUUCUGGAGAAGAGGAGGCUUAGGGGAGUCCUCAUUGUGCUCUAUGCUGUCUGCAAGGAGGUUGCAGCAAGGAGGAUGUUGGUCUCUUGUCUCAGGUAACAUGACAGGAUGCGAGGAAACAGCCUCAAGUUGCACCAAGGGAAGUUUAGAUUGGACAUUAAGAGUGUUUUCUUCACAGAGCAGGUGGUCAAGCUUUGGAAAGGGCUGCUCAAGGAGGUGGCAGAGUCCCCAUGCCUGGAGGUAUUUAAGAGGUGUGGACGUGGCACUGACAGACAUGGUGUAGUGACGGGACUUGGUAGGUCAGGCUGAUAGACUGACUUGCUGAUCUUACAGGUCCUUUACAUCCUAGACGACUCUAUGGUUUGCAUCAUGGGAAAGCUGGUCACUUAAGUCUGUAUUUAAGCACCUUUAAAAACUGAGGUGCUCAUUUCUAGGCAUAGCAUUUUAUGACAAACCAGAGCAGCGAUAAGAGCUCUGGAAGCUCAGUGUGCUCCUGUCUUCAUAAAAAAUGACUACCAAAGUGAGGCAACUUGACUGCUUCAGAACACUUCUUCAUUUUGUACUGAAAUCUUUCCAUGCUUACCUGAAAGCUUUUGAGAAAGUAUUGCCUAAGGGCUGUGUAUGCCAGGGAUCUGUGUAGAGAUGGGGUUGUAAUUAUACAGGUGUCUACGUCUAAUUACAUUAUUCCCAAAAUUCUCUAUUUGCAUUCUUUCAAAUUUUUUAUGGGCUGUUUUUAGCUUGCCUUUAUUUUCUGUUGUUUUGUUACUGUGCAGUCUUUCUAAGACUCAUCAUCAGAUGAAGCUUUAAAAGAAAACAGAUGCACAGAGCAGCACAGUUUCUCUGCUGUGCAGGGAAACAACAUGAAAUCUGCAGCUACCCUAAACUACCCCGGUACUUAUUCUGGCAUUCAGGCUCUGUCAGUCUUCUUCGGGGGCAGUAAUAACAUUAGAGUGGGACUGGGAGACAAAACUGCCAAAGUCUUUCCAAGACAAUCUUCUGGGCUCAUCAGCAUAGACAAUCAUUCUUUUCACUUCGGGAGUAAUAGGAAGAUUUUAAGCAAUAUCUUUUGAUUUGAGUUGGACUUGAAAAAUGACAUAGCUGGGGGCCUUAUUUUAAAUGCAACGAGACUGAAAUGUAAAGUGCAAUUUCCCAUGCAGUCUGUGGAGAGAAUGAGGCACUUGUCCCAGUUCUCUUAAUUGUCUCUGAUUGCUGUUUGUGUAGCACAGUCACUUCCUCGUCUUCAAAAUCACCUUCAAGAGCUCCAACAUUUUUCACUUCACUGUUUUAAAUCAGGAAGGGCUAAACACUCACCCAUUCAGCCAUUAUGGCUCUUUUAUGUUAUUUAUGUGGUUUAUGCUAUUAGGCUUUAAAAUUUUGUUUAUUUAAUUGGCUUUAACAAGUACUUAAGUAACAGUUUUGAGGACACAUCAGUGGGACUCAGCACAUGUUGAUUAAGGUGUGCUUAACCUGACAGUUAAUAUUUUGUACCAUUUUCCCAGCAGCCGUUACUGUUAUGGAAGAAGUGCUAAUUUUCCAAAAAUGGUUACAGCUCAAUUAUUAUGUUGGUUCUUUAUUCAUGUGGCUUCAUUAUUUUGUUGGCGCUGCUCUGUGAGAGAUGAAGUAGUGCUAUUAUUUCUACUCCCAACUCCUUUCAGUCCCUUGCAAUCAUUUAGGCACAUGUGUGACAUUACUCAGAUAAGCAAUUCUGUUUGCCUUCAAUGAGACUGGGUGUAUGAAUACACCCCGUAAAACAGCUGCCCACCUUCAUAUGUCAGCACAGUAUUUGCUGGCGUACACUUUGGGAGAUGAAGAAGAAAGAGUAAAAAUUAUGUUCCAUCAAAUCUUUGUUUAAGUUUUCAUUCAGAAGAGAAAUUCUGCCAGCUGGGAGCCCUUGGUUUUGUAGGGAACCCAAAAGGAGGGAAAAGGAGUACAAAUUUCCAAGAUGGCUACAGAUAGGUGGAGAUCAGAGAGGCUGCUUUGACCUCUAGAAGUAGAAAGGCUGCUAAGGUCUGUGGCUGGAAUACUAGAAACUGGUACUCCACGGUUACUCAAGACUGCAGAAGUCCAACUUAGUUUUUACAACAAAUUAUUCAUGGAAGUCAGCAGGAGCUGGAGAUAAACUAUUCAUUUUGUGCAUAUCUACGUGAAAGGAACUCUCAAGAGAGAUCCUCAAGGUCCUGCCAAGAAAACAAGUGGAAACAUGUUGAGAAUGGGAAUAAACAUUUAUAAUUGAAACCACCAAAAGUGUAUUUCGGUUAGAUGCCACCUUUCCUUAGAUGAGCAGGUGGCAUAGAGGGCAAGAAAAGGUAUGAGGGUUGGAAGGAAUGUGGCUAUGACACCAGGCUGCUUUUAAACAUGACACGACUGGACCUCUGUGGACUCAGUUCCCAAGACACCUUGACUCCACCAGAGAGUAUCCAGCUUAGACCUUCCACAUCCUUUAUUUCUUCCCUGGUUGCCAAGACAAUACCACUAGUCAUCAUACCACUAACGGCUUCUAGUGGAGAUACAUCUAAAAUACUGCCUUAUACAACCUAAUGCUCAUCCAGAGGGUUCCCAUGGCCAUUUAUUGAGUAGCCUCUAAAUCCCUAGCAGCACAGUUGCAAAUGAAAGGCAGGACUGUAGACAGAAGCUGUCUUUCUUUUACCUUUCUUCACUGGAGAAAUAAAAAAUUAACUCAC
Messenger RNA from Gallus gallus (chicken), 19543 nucleotides. RefSeq names its product leucine rich repeat containing 9 (gene LRRC9). Lineage: Eukaryota; Metazoa; Chordata; Aves; Galliformes; Phasianidae. Gene Ontology annotation, molecular function: protein binding. The coding region runs from base 315 to 4853 and encodes 1512 amino acids. The record is from RefSeq and is a predicted model, not a curated record. The transcript is spliced from 32 exons.